Molecule: messenger RNA, 5835 nt
Organism: Corythoichthys intestinalis (scribbled pipefish)
Lineage: Eukaryota; Metazoa; Chordata; Actinopteri; Syngnathiformes; Syngnathidae
Product: Fanconi anemia group B protein-like
Exons: 8
Coding region: 143-2593 (816 amino acids)
Biological process (GO): interstrand cross-link repair; replication-born double-strand break repair via sister chromatid exchange; negative regulation of double-strand break repair via homologous recombination
Cellular component (GO): Fanconi anaemia nuclear complex
Source: RefSeq, a predicted model, not a curated record
UCCGGGUUGGCGCGCGCUUUCGAGUGAGACGAUUUCGAUUCAAAAUAAGUCAGUCAAAUGCAAUGAAAAAUGUCAAAACGCGAAGGACAUUAUAAAUGUAAUAAUUACAUUAAAAACAUAGCUGUUGUCGUUUAAGUGCAUAAUGACGAGCGUCACGUCAACUUCGAACCAACUUUCGUUCUGUGGCAAGAUCAUCACAUUUAAUCACGUCGUAAGGGAAAACAAGGCCAGCGAGGUAACGUUCUGUGACUUUUCUUUCCAGCCGGAGCAUGAGGUGUUUAUGAAAGCAUCACAAGGAUCUGCUGUCAUCCUCCACAAAAGUGCCGCCCGCGUGGACGCUUUUAUCAAAUCAAAAAGCGUCGUUUGUGUUCAAAGUAGGACCUCUACACCGUGUGUGCUUGUCUCGAAAAAGAACAAGAAGUCAGAUUUUUUUCUAUAUAAAACUUUCAUUCUGAGCGACUCAAACCAGCUGAAGCCCAGCAUUGAGUUCUCACUCCCUCACCGCUUGAGUGGGGAUGUUUGUAUCCUUCAGGGUCCAACUGUGCUGUGGACACAUGGUGAUGCUGUGUUUCAUGCGUCAAGUAGGUCAGGUGAGGUCAAACAAGUACCUCUCCAGUUAUCCCACUGUCUUAUUGGUGAGCUCCCGCUAGUUAAGAGACAAGUGUUCAUACUGGGACAGCAACAGGGCUCAAGUAAACAAACAGUGGCCUACUUGCUUGGGAGCGGUCGCACUGUGGACGGUUCUCAGAUUUUACCUCAUCCUUACAUUGGCAUCACACAGUGCAUCAAUGUUCUGUCUGCGUGCAUAGCAGGCGACGUUCUGCGGUGCACUGUGGUUGCAGCCACUGCCAAUCGGCAACUUGUUUACUUGGAGAAUGGCGUGGUGGAACACACGUGCACACUCCCAUAUGAAAGUCCUGAAGCUAUACAAGUGGUCGACACAGGAAGAAAUGGAGUCAUCUUUGUCGUAGCUUUCGCCCAUGGCAACGCCUGUGCUGUGUGGAAGGAUACAUUUCAAAUCGCCACCCAGUGGUCAAAAGUGAGUUCUGUUCACGUGGAUGACUAUCUCCGAUGCGGCACAGAACAGAUAUUGUUGGUUUUUCACGAUGACCGUGUAUCGGGACAGUUGCUGGAUCAUUUCCUCAUCACGGACCUUUGCGGAAUCUCCUAUUCUCGUGGCGAGCAUUGCAGUGCAGCUGCAAAAAUGUCCCCUCCACCAGAGAACCACCUCACAAUGAAAGCUUUGGAGUCCAGACUGCAGAGUGGACUCAGCGCGCUGCAGGAGCUCCAAGGGGAAGUGAAAGUGAAGGACAAAGUUUUGCGGCAGUCAGUGCAAGUGCUUAUUGGCGUGGUUCAACAUCGAAAACCUAAUAUCACAACGCCUGAGCAGGAAGGACUCGUCGCUCUUUGGGAGAGUGAUGACGAGUCAAAGGAAGAGGCCACCGAUGACGAGACCAGAGUCAUGCCAACGGUGCUCUGCGGACCUCACAUUGACAAGUUUUGGCAUCGCGUCUCGGACGGACGAAUGGUCGUGGGAGUGAUACUCGCUGCCGACAGCUCAGUACCAGCAAUGGGUUCGAGCUUAUCCAUGGUGACACAGGCAAGCCACGGCUCGGCGCCCGCAGUCAUCCGGUCCCAAAGCCGUGUGUCGUGGCUCCCCCCACUCGGCGCCUCCGCCUUCCUGGAGCCGGCAGCCAAAAGAAGCAAGAGGCACCACGCGGGCGGCCUGAAUGAUCUCAACACGGCCAGACUCGCCGUGACUGCCGUGACCGAGCUGGCGCCUCUGUUGAACUCUGCCUGCGUCAAGUGCAAUGUCAUGCUCCAUUACACCCCGAGACAGGACAAUACAGCACUCGCCCGUCCACAGCCGAUGGUCCUCCAUUGUGGUCAAGUUAGUGUGGACGUUCACGCUGACUUCAACACCCAACUGUUGAGCAGCCCGGAGCUCAAAACAGAUAUGGCUCUGGAGGACUUGCUGUCUCUGUUGUCGGUGCUGGAUCACUGGACUUUCCGCAUAGAUUCCCCCGAUCACAGUUUGGGUGAUAUUGACGGCUGGCUGCAGAGGAGAGUGGGAUCUAAGAGGGUACAAGUAAGCCCUCAGCAUCAACUAUUCACUUCUCAAGGACUCUCAUCCCUCUCACUGUUGCGCUGGCAUCACAUCAGCCCGUUCCUAGGGGAACUGGCGGUCCACUCCAGCCACUUACAAAUGCUCAAGCUUUUGGACACCCUGCUAGAUUAUCUUCCAUCUUCCUGCUCCAUCCAGCCCAUCCGUGCAAUAAGAGAGAGGUCAUCCGACAUACUCGCUUUAGCUUUGGAGAAAGAAGUGGCAUCACUACGAGAGUUUGUGUCACCGCUACCGCGUGACGAACAGAAGAGCAACAAAAGGGUAAUGGGACCUGAGGAUAACCAUGACCCGGGCACGCCCGAGGGGCUUCAAAGUUGUAGACUAGCCUGGCAACAGGACGUGGAAAGGAGUCUGCAGAAUUUAAACCCACAGUUGGACGUGAGCAGGUACCGCAAGUUUAUCCAAAAGCUGUCUGACGCCCAGCUCGAUGGGGAUUUAGCCGCUCUCGUGGAGACUCAGAUGAAAUAAUGCUAUUUUUGCUGACAUUAUACAUUGAAAGAAAAUAACAUUCGGCCUUCAAGAGCAAACUGAUGCUGACUCGGAUACAUUCUUUUGUCGCAUCCUGUCUCCGCACGAGCGUAUUUCCACUUGAUCACCUCCGAGGUGCCAUCUUUUCAAUCUGCUGCGCUCUGUUCGUCUUAAUCCUCCAGACUAUGUGUCCUCAAACCAUUUGUUGGCGCUCUCUAGUUUCACCCCGAAGUGAGACAUGUCAGGGGAGGUGAUAGGAUGGCACAAAGAAAAGCUUUUACUGCUUCUUUCACCUCACGGUUCACCCGUCUUCCUGCGACACGAUACAGUUUCACAUGUGAUGCUGCUGGGAAAAUGCCACACAAGUGCACAAGAUGUCUUUUAGAUUGUUUUUGACCAGCUUUGUAUCAUAAACUGUUCAGAGGGAUGUCUAUACAGUAUGUGCUCAUUUCACAAUACCAUAAUUUUCAGACUAUAAGCAGCUCCUUUUUUUCCUUCAUUUUGAAUCCUGCGGCAUAUUGUCAGUACGGCUUAUUUUUUUUAUUUAUUUGGGUUAAUAAGUAACACUUCUUUAUUUGACAGCGGCGUCAUUAGAUUGUCAUAGUUGUGACAUGACACUAUCAUGGGCAUUACUGAAUGCUUAUGACAGAUGUCAUUAGGUGUCAUCCGGCAAAUUAUGUAACUACUCGAAUCUUUUACAUCCAUUCAAAAGUGAGUUAAUUUGCCGGAUAACACUAAAUGACAUCUGUUAUAAACAUUCAUUCAUGCUCAUGACAGUGCCAUGUAAUAAUUAUAAUUUUCCAAUGACAGUCUUAUGGCGUGACUGUCAAAUAAAUUGUUAACAACUGGGACAGUAACUGAAGACAUAAUUAGCACAUAAUAUGAAUUUUUGAUUGUUAUUUACAUCUGUGGCGCUGCAAUGCAUGCUAGGAGGCAUGUUGGACAACAACAGUGUUGUCAGCAGGUGGCAGCAGAGUUUGACUAUCUCCCCAAAGGGAGCAGUGAUGGCCAAAUGAAGCUUCUUAAGGCAAUGAAGCUUUGCAGCCAAUUGGUUCAAAGCUUCAUUGUGGUUCAUUUGGUCUUAUGACAGUCGUAUGAUGCCGCUGUCAAAUAAAGUGUUACCGGUUAAUAUCUUUUGGUGUAAAUAUCCCAUAAUACAGUGAGGACAGCUGCGACCUAUCUAUGAACAAAUGUUGUUUUCGUGUCACAUUUGGUGGGUGGCUAUUUUGAUAGUCAAAAAAAAGUUUUUGUUGAAAUAAAAAUGACUAAAUUAUUAUUUUUUCUUUUUUUUUUUUAGCCUGUCAGCACAGUUUUCUUUCAUUUCCCUUUUUUAUUAAAAAAAUGGAGGGUAGCAGUAAAUAUUCUUUAUUCUUAUUUUUUAUCAUUUUUGUUUUUCUAUAUUAAAAAAGAAGAAUAACUGUAAGUAUUCAUUUAUAUACUGUCAAUGUAUGUAAAGUAUAUUCAUGUUUUUUUUAUCUUUACACUUGUUCAGAAAAAAUAGGUGGGAAUCGGUCAACAUUCUUUUUUUUCCAUUUUGGGAUUUUAUAGAAAAAAAUUGAAUAAACAGUAUAUUUGUUUUAUUUUUAAAAUCUCAUUAAAAAAGAAAUAUUCUCUUAUUUGUCAUCCAUGAAAGUUUUAUAUAAAUACUUUUCAGGCCACACAAAAUCAUGCGGUGGCCAGGAUCUGGCACCUGGGUCGCCAGUUUGACACACCCCUGGUUUAAAACAUUGACUAGCAUUAAGAAAGGGUAUGAAGCAUUUUGGACUUGCAACAUUUUGUUUAAAGAACAAAAAUAGCACAUACAGCAAACAAAAUACAGGGAAAAUCUCUGUUUAAACCAAAAUAAUAGAAACUACAUUGCAAGCCACAACUAAACUAAAUUUCUAAACUGCUUUAAACAGUAUAACAAGUUUCACGAUCAAGCAAAUACAGUACGUGCAAUGGAGCAAAUACUGAAGAUUAAUACUAGGUCAACGCUUGGCCUCCUGUACUUCAACUGAUGCGCUAAUAAUAGCACGGCAAUAAGUUGUAACUCUAAAAAGAAAAAAUGUUUGUAGUUUUCUCACUUGGUGUGAGGUCACCAGCGAUCAAUAAUGGGCACCCAUGGAGCAACCAAAUGGGAGCUCAUUGAUUGAUCGAUCGUGUACGCUACAUGAAUCUUGUCAAUAUCAUUCAUUAUCCCCAAUGAUUUUUUUUUCUUGCCCACUCGUAAAAAGAAAAAAAAAACAUGAACACCACCUCCAAAUAAAUUCCUGGCAACCUGCCGUUCAGUAAAUAAACCCUCAUGACCAAUCUAUACAACUGGCUAUCUUAACAUUAACCUCUUGAUACCUGAAUUUACAUUUAACUCUUUGGCUGCCAUGCAUUGAUGGCGAUAGAUUUUCACAUCAUUUUGAUUGGGAGGGUUGUCAACGAUCGGAUGACCAGUCAAAUUGGAUUGUACUUCUAUCACCGUCAAUGGUGGUGAAUGAGUUAACAAAUAGAUAUCAAAAAGCAUUGAGGGAAUACAUAGUUCCAUAGAAAACUUAAUAAUUAGAAAAUAACAAUUUGGAAAAAUACUUUUUAAAAAUCAGAAUCAUAAAAGAAAAACUAAUAUUGUCAAAAUAAUUAAAAAUAAAAAUGUUGUCGUUUAAACAAAUAGAUCUGUUAAUAUCCUUUUUUAAUGGGCACGCUAGCAAGCCCCAUUAACUAGCGUUAGCUUAGCCAUUCCGGAGCCCCGAAACUAACACUUAACUAACAAAUUGCUCGGAAUUUGUCAAAACUCCACCGACUAGUUAAACUCUCGCUAACUCGAAGAUUAAGCCAAAUGUAAAAAAUUCUUAACAUUUAUAAUAGGGCUGUCAAAAUUAUCGCGUUAACGGGCGGUAAUUAAUUUUCUAAAUUAAUCACGUUAAAAUAUUUGACGCAAUUAAUGCACAUGCCCCGCUCAAACAGAUUAAAAUGUACAGUACAGUGUAAUGUCCGCUUGUUACUUGUUUUUUGGUGUUUGGCGCCCUCUGCUGGUGCUUAGGUCCAACUGAUUUUAUGGGUUGGUACCAUGAGUGAGCAUGGUGUAAUUAUUGACAUCAACAAUGGCGAGCUACUACUUCAUUUUUUGAUUGAAAAUUUUACACAUUUUAAUAAAACGAAAAUAUUAAGAGGGGUUUUAAUAUUAGAUUUCUAUAACUUGUACUACCAUUUAUCUCUUAAGAACUACAAGUCUUUCUAUCCAUGGAUCGCUUUAAGAGAAUGUUAAUAAUGUU